Messenger RNA from Salvelinus namaycush (lake trout), 720 nucleotides. Its product is annotated as myogenic factor 5-like. Gene Ontology annotation, biological process: positive regulation of myoblast differentiation; regulation of transcription by RNA polymerase II; muscle organ development. Gene Ontology annotation, molecular function: DNA-binding transcription factor activity, RNA polymerase II-specific; RNA polymerase II cis-regulatory region sequence-specific DNA binding; protein dimerization activity. Bases 1 to 720 code for a protein of 239 amino acids. NCBI's taxonomy places the organism in Eukaryota, Metazoa, Chordata, Actinopteri, Salmoniformes, Salmonidae. The transcript is spliced from 3 exons. The record is from RefSeq and is a predicted model, not a curated record.
AUGGAUGUCUUCUCCCCAUCCCAGGUCUUCUAUGACAGCGCCUGUGCCUCCUCGCCAGAGGACCUGGACUUCGGCCCCGGGGAACUGGACAGUUCAGAGGAGGACGAGCACGUCCGGGUCCCUGGGACUCCUCACCAGGCGGGUCACUGCCUUCAGUGGGCCUGCAAGGCCUGCAAGCGUAAGUCCAGCACAGUGGACCGGCGGCGGGCUGCCACCAUGAGGGAACGACGCCGGCUGAAAAAGGUGAACCACGGCUUCGAGGCUCUGAGGCGCUGCACCUCAGCCAACCCCAGCCAGAGGCUGCCUAAGGUGGAGAUCCUGCGCAACGCCAUCCAGUACAUCGAGAGCCUCCAGGAGCUGCUCCAUGAGCAUGUGGAGAACUACUACGGCCUUCCUGGGGAGAGCAGCUCAGAGCCUGGGAGCCCCUCGUCCAGCUGCUCCGACAGCAUGGUUGACUGUAACAGUCCUGUUGUGUGGCCUCAGAUGAACACAAGCUAUGGCAACAACUACAGCUAUACUAAGAAUGUGAGCUCUGGAGAGAGAGGUGCUGGUGCCUCCAGCCUGGCCUGCCUGUCUAGCAUAGUAGAUCGCCUCUCCUCGGUGGAUGCCAGUGCCCCAGCAGGGCUCAGAGAUAUGCUUACCUUCUCGCCCUCCAGCACCGACUCCCAGCCUUGCACUCCAGAAAGCCCCGGGACCAGACCUGUGUACCACGUGUUGUGA